AUGCCUCGCUGCCAGGUCUACGGUACACACCCUCCUAAUUUUUUCUUGUCGUUCGUCGUCAAAUUUGUCUCCGGGUCUGUGGGUGCGUUGCUACGCGUGGAGGUUCCCUUGUUUGGUAGUCGCAAGGAGGGCAUCGCGCGGUUCCAGGAGCAGCAGGAGGAGCUGCGAGAGCGGAAGAUGUUGGAAAUGCUGGAGGCGCAGCAGUCGCGGGUGAUCGAGCGACAGCGGGCGAACGGCUCCGCAUCGUCCAUCGCCUCCUCCCUCUCCUCCAUCACGUCUCUGGGGGAGAGCCUUCGCACCGGGGGCAGAGUGCGACAGAUGUUUGAAGAGAGAAGGCGGAAUCAAGGAAAAGGCGGAAUCCCACCUCCAAUCCCGGUGGGCUGGGACAAAAGCUUCCCCCUCCAGCCGGUGGAGUCGACGCGGACCACGAGCUCCCGCAGCGACCCGAGCGGGGAACGAAGCGGCACGCGCGGCGCCCCUAACCGCCGCGCCCCCGUCUCCCGCCUCCCCGGCAAGACCACCGAGAUGCGCCGCACUCGAAGCCAACACGGCCUUCACAAGGCCCCCAACGACGAACUCUCCCCCAUGUCCACCUCCUCGCCCCCGAGCCUGAACCCCUCCAGUCGACUCCGCGCCCCCGAGCCGCCGAACGGGCAGCGGUCCACGAGCCAGCCCCCCAGGCGGCGCUGGGGUCGCUCCUCCUCCCGCUCCCCCGACCGUCGCGGCGACCCCAAUGGAAACGUAAACUCCUUGUCCGAAAACGGCAAUAACAACAAAUCCCUAGAGGAGCAAAAAAAGCGCAUCGAACUGGAAAUGAAGAAACGUGAGGAGGAGCUGCUCCGCAAGAUCCGGGAACAGGAGGAGGAACUGAAAAAGAUGAAAAGCACCCCCGUGCUGCCGCCCCCGAAGACGGCCAUCAAGGAGAAGCCCGAAAAGGAGAAUGAUAAAAAGAUAUCGAUCGUCGAUAGUAACAAACGGUUGAUUCAAGAGCAGGACGAAUCUCCACAGGUGAAGCCCCCACCUCGCCGACUGUUCGGGCGGAAGCCGAAGCCGGUGGCGAACGGAGAUGCGGUGCCGAGCGGGCUGCGGAACGGGGAACCACCGGUGUCCCCGCGUCCGCCCAUGCCCCCGUCCACGAACGGGCCCGCGAUCGGGCUGGAGCUCGACCGGCCACAGACGAUCCAAGGAGGGACGAAGCCCCCGCUGAAUCCCGGAGCCCCUGCCCCCCCUGGCCUCGCGACGUGCCACAUCUGCGGCCGGCACUUCGCCCCGGACAGGCUGGGGAAGCACGAGGAGAUCUGCGAGAAGACAUCCCAGAAGAAGAGGAAGGUCUUCGACCCGACCAAGAUGAGGGUCCAGGGCACGGAGGCGGAGAAGUUCGCCAAGAAGGCUUCUACUCCCAAUAAGAAGGCCGAUGCUGGGCCUCCGAAGAAGGACUGGCGGAAGAAACGCGAGGAGUUCCUCAACGUAUUGCGCGAGGCGAAGAAGGUGCAGAAAUACCUCGCAGCGGGUGGAGACAUCGCGGACCUACCGCCCCCACCCCCUUCGGACACCUCCGACUACAUCAACUGCCCCCAUUGCGGCCGCAAGUUCUCGGAGGCCGUCGCCGACCGGCACAUUCCCAAGUGCCAGAACAUCCGCUCCAACAAGCGAUAAAUGCGCACAGAUACGAAUGGGAUGCGUGCGUGCGUGAGUGAGGUGGAUGGAGGAAAACACUGGCAGGUGCUAUGAAGGGAGAAACGGAGGAGCUCGUUGACACUAACCACCUUUUUCCCUUGUGAUAAAGCCCCCAGAGAUGUCCCUGUUCUAUAACGUGUAGAGUAUCCUCAUAGCUGACUAUAUCCUGUACCCCUAUUUUUCUGGCCUCAUUCCUUCGUUUGAAUAAUAAAAAGGGGAACUUCAGUUUCAGUUUGA
Darwinula stevensoni is the source of this 1914-nucleotide messenger RNA. The record is from the annotation of a GenBank genome assembly. NCBI's taxonomy places the organism in Eukaryota, Metazoa, Arthropoda, Ostracoda, Podocopida, Darwinulidae.